This is a messenger RNA of Maniola jurtina (meadow brown), 2173 nucleotides long. Its product is annotated as trichohyalin-like. The transcript has 10 exons. Lineage: Eukaryota; Metazoa; Arthropoda; Insecta; Lepidoptera; Nymphalidae. The record is from RefSeq and is a predicted model, not a curated record. The coding region runs from base 87 to 1472 and encodes 461 amino acids.
AUGGCCAUAUGGAUCUAGUAACAAAAAUUAAGAUUCCCACAGUUAUUUACCUGAUACGAAAUCUUGAAAAAUAUUGAUAUGCAACUAUGAUAGGUCGUCAGAACUAUUUGGUUUUACAUAAAUCAGAAUGGGAUAGACUAAGAAGAAAAUCAAAUCCCGAUUCCACUGACAACAAAAGAGAGGAAUAUUUCAAAGCCUUAAAUGAACAGUCACAAAAGUGGAUGAAGCUUUGGCCAGAUACAGUACAGGGACGUGUGUAUCAGUUGAAAAAACAAAAAACCAUAGAACACCACAAACAUAUACAGACUGUAAAAGAAUUUGUUCUAAAAAAGAAACAAUAUGAUACGGCCGACGCAAUCAAAAGAGCCAAAGAGCAAAUUUUUGCAGACAGUUGCUAUGGAAGACAAUUAUUAAGCGCUCUUCUAGAGUCGAAAACUUUAGAAGAAAGAGACCUGCAAUUAAAAUUUAAAAAAGAAUUAAAUGAAAACAUUUCAAAAAUUGCUCAGUCUAACAAACCAAAAAGUUUGUCCUUACGAGAUGCUGAACAAAUGGAAGUCGAUGAAAUAAUAAAUAUAUCGCGAAGAGAUCAAAUUGCUAAAGAAGUAGCGAAAAUUAAUAUAGAAAUGUUUGAAAUGAAGAAAGAAAGAAGAUUAAAAGAAAAAGAAGAAAAGAAACUGGAACUUGAAGAUGCAAUAUUGAACAACGAAUUUCUGAAAAAAUAUACCGAGAUUGAGUCAAAAUUGGCGUAUCAAGAGAAAGAAGAAAUAAAAGAAUACGAAGCAGAAAAUAAAAAAAUUAAAGACUUUCGAGCAAAAAGAGAAGAACAGGAAGAACUAAAAAGGGAAAUAUGGCAAAAAUAUCAAGAUAGGAUAAGAAACAGAGAGAAAGCUGUUUUAUAUAAGUUACACCAUGAGAAAUACGAUUCGCCUCAGUGCCAGAAAAUCUUCAAAACCAUUCAAAACAUUGAAAAGAAGAAGAAUAAUAAAUAUGAUGAAUUCAUUAAAAAAGGCAUCGAACGAUGGUUAGAUCGAUCUUACAAACGAGAACAGAAAGAAAUUGAGAACAAAACUUCCCUACGCAAUGAAAGGAAAUUAUUGGAUGAAGAAAAUAAAAUUCAAGCUGAAUUACAAAAUCGCAGACGUUUGCAGGAGAUAGAAAAAUGUGCAUCUUACAGACAAUGCAUUCUACCAAAAGGUUGUGGAGCAAAAAAACAUGAGAGUAUGAUAAAGAAGGAUGUCCCUACUCCUUCAUUUUUACUACCAAGAAACAAGCAGCUAGAGGACCUUAAAGUCCGCCAAACGGAGCCUACCCCCUGGAGCGCAUUGAAACCAGCGCACGAACAGUUUUCCCAGCACGCUAGCAAAACUUUACAGGAGUGCCGGUACAAAAACGCUGCCAGGAAAGUUGUUGAUAAUUAUAGAAGAGUUAACUGUUUGGACUCAAAAUCACUUCCAGUUUCUAAUUAUUAUUAAUGUUUUAUAAUAUGUUUUUAUGGUUUAAUUUGGUAAAAAUAAAAUAAAAGACAUGUUUCGACAAUCAUUAUACUACAUUUUAUUUUAUACUAAACACUUAUUUACAAAACCUCUCCUUACUCCUUACUUCUUGUUAAAUACGAUGCAAUGACAUUCCGAUGUUCCUACUGAUUUGAGAUAAAUUUUAUUUAAAUUGGAAUAUUGGAUAAUAUUGCUGUUAAUUAUAAUACAAAAUAAAUAACAUCUAAUUCUAGUCAAAACUUUUGUGUACAGUCGAACGCAUAAUUUAUUAUUAGUUUUAAAUAUGAAGAUAUAAGGAAUGUCCGCCCGACUGUAGCUUGUACUACGUAAAAAUGAUUGCAGAAAGAUAAAAAGUUAAAUUUAAAAAUAGCUAAAUUUGAAACUAAUUUUGUUUAUCAUGGAUAAUUUAAACAAAAGUAGUUACAAACAUUAAUAAAUCGAUCGCUUAAUAAUAAAUACGAAUACUUGAAAUACAGUUGGAAUAAUUUUAAAUUCAAUGAUAUUUCUUACUACAAUACGUAUGUAUGCGUACGUCAAGAAAUGUAUUCGUACGCGUGUAUUUGUAUUGAAAAUCAUCUUAACAUAACUAAUCAAUUUAUGUAUUAAGUAUUUCGCACACUGAAAACAAAAAUGGCACUAUUCAAAAAUUGGUGAUUCUGAGUUACAACUACAUUCAUCUU